Messenger RNA from Anopheles nili, 1771 nucleotides. RefSeq lists its product as uncharacterized. The record is from RefSeq and is a predicted model, not a curated record. The transcript has 4 exons. Lineage: Eukaryota; Metazoa; Arthropoda; Insecta; Diptera; Culicidae. Bases 1 to 1683 code for a protein of 560 amino acids.
AUGCCAUCGUCUCAUUUGAUCGAAAAGCUCAAGUUUGGAGAAAAGUAUAUUCUAGUGGACUUGGUAGUAAUGCCUCUAGUGUCGCUUACAGAGAGUGAAAAUCAAAAAGAAUACGAGCAUGCAGCACAGAAUAAAUAUUUGACCCGCGAUGUCUGGCAGUCGUUUGUCUACAGAAAACUCUAUGAACUAUUCCGCAAGCAUUUGGCUGAGCAUGAUAAAGAUAACGAUCGUCUGUUUCAGGUGAAUAAGGAAUACCGCUUGCACUAUGCUGAGCGCCCGUAUCUACAAAUGAAAUAUGCAUUCCGCGAUAAAACGUACCGUAACAAUCUGAACAUUAUUUUCAAAGAGAAGCUUUCCAGCUUACACAAUAAUUGUAUUUACGUUGAGAUCAGCGAUCAAGGUCGCAUCGUUUUUGAUAGAGUGGAAGAUCGUGAUAAAACUGUGUUAAGGUUGCUGAAAGAAAUCGAUGAAUUGAAGCAGGAAAAGUCCAAAAUUGCCACGGAAGCAAUCGAAAAAACACAAUUCCGUAGCACACAACCUGGGACAGAGAUCGAAGAAUAUCACCCAGAGCCGAUAAAGAAGACACCUAAAAGUAACGUUGAAGAAUAUGUACCCGUCACACGAAAUGGUCUCACGCCUGGUAUGAAGAGAACCUACAAACCGUCAAAAAUAGUAAACCCCACUAUCAAGCCACUGGCACUGUUAGAACCGGACCCCUAUACGCCUGGUUCUACAAUUGUGUCCCCAAAGGUGUCUUAUAUUCCUUCACCUAGUCCAAACAGCAAACCUGAUCCUCACAAGAAACUCCCAAAGGCUGUUAAAGUCGAACGAAAUCUAUUCGGUUCCGAUGAUGAUGAAUAUGACCCGGCUAGUGCUACUGUGGCUUCUAAACUUGCGAGAAAAGAUAACAUCGUGAACGACAGCUCGAAAGAUAUAUUUAGCGAUGGAGAACAAAAUUCCAUGAAUGAUGAUGAAGGGAAAAGACAACCAUCGGACUCCGAAAAGUGUGCUCCUUCUGGCGUGAUGAAGCGUGAACAGUUGCCUCGGAACAGCAAGCUAAAUUCACGCCCAUUGAUGUCGGAAACUCCGGAGGAAAAAGAAAAACAAAAGGUAAAGAGUAUCAAGAAAACUAGAGUUUUAAAAACGGAGGAAAAUUUGAAUUCACUUCUUAAACAGAAAAAUGGUAUUCGCAAGAGGAUUGGUUCAAAAAAGGAAGGUUUCCUAGGAAAACAAGAGAAAUUGACUGAAAUAGCAUCGGAGUUGAAACGAUUGUCAAAGGACAGAGUACUCGACUGUACGAGUUUGUCGAAAGAAGAAAUUCUAGACACAUUCCAACGAUACAGGCAGGAAUUAGAAGACAUUUUUAUGCGAUUCAAGGAUAAGACGGAACGCCAAUGGAAAUCUUCCAGCGAGCUGUGCUACUUUACCGACCUAGGGAAUAUUUUAGAUGAUGAACAGAAAUUUAUAAUGUUACAACAUUUAGAAGAUGAGUUCGUGGAAUCGCAGGAGCGAGGAAAGUAUACCGAAUUUUUCACUUCGUCUUUGUUGAUGGAAUGGGGGCUACGCAUCUUCAUGGACAGGCACCAGUUCGAAAGUCGCCAGUCGGCAUUGGAGCGCAUCAAACAACAGGAGAGAUCCUAUCUUGCAUCUCUUCCAAACGAUUUUCUGAUGAAAUAUCCAUAGCGUGCGUGAAGUUGUGCGUAUUAGCGAACGCCACUGCUACAACGUAUGGACAUGAUGUUUGCCCCGUGAACGUUAUUUUUAUUGAACA